Molecule: messenger RNA, 1278 nt
Organism: Lathyrus sativus (Indian pea)
Lineage: Eukaryota; Viridiplantae; Streptophyta; Magnoliopsida; Fabales; Fabaceae
Source: the annotation of a GenBank genome assembly
AUGAGACCAAUUAAACUUCCUGAACCGCCGAGUCCCACCGCCCAUAGAGGUACUCCUGAUAUCUUUGAAUCUGGAGUUCAUACCUUCGUCAGACGCGCCGUCGUUAUCGGAAACGGUUUCGCCGCCUCCGAAAAUCAGAGUAUCGGAUUGGUUCGCGCACUUGGCUUCUCUGAUAACUAUUUCUUAUAUCGGGUUACCAGACCUAAAGGAGGAGUUAAUGAGUGGCUUCAUUGGCUUCCAGUCUCCCUUCAUAAGAAAAUAUAUUAUAUUAUAAGAAUGGUUGGCGUUUAUUCACACCUACUGUUGAGAUCUCAACAAAAGAAGCUCAUACCUUCAGAAAAUGGUGUCAGUGACGGCUUGUUAGGUGUCUUAGAAGCCGAUACAAAGCAGAUAGUAAAUUUCGCUCUGGAAACUUAUGAGAAGGAGGGACCUUUGUUGGUGGUUGCAUGUGGAAGAGAUACCAUUUCUACUGCAAGUUCUAUAAAAAGAUUAGCAUCUGAGAAUGUUUUUGCCGUUCAGAUACAACAUCCAAGACUGCAUUUGAAUAGGUUCGACAUGGUGAUUACACCUAAGCAUGACUAUUAUCCUCUGACUCCACAAGGACAAGAGCAAGUUCCCCGGCUUAUUCGAAGUUGGAUAACUCCACGUGAUCCUCCGGGUAGUCAUGUGGUUCUCACAACUGGAGCCUUACAUCAAAUAGAUUUCACUUCAAUACGUAGUGCUGCUGCUACUUGGCAUGAUGAAUUUGCACAUGUUCGCAGGCCCUUGCUCGCCGUUAACAUUGGAGGACCAACAAGGAACUGUAGAUAUGGUGGAGACCUUGCAAAGCAGUUAGUAGCCUCUUUGCUCAGUGUUCUUAUUAGUUGUGGGAGUGUUAGAAUAUCCUUUACAGAGAAGACUCCUCAAAAAGUGGCCAACAUUAUAAUGAAAGAACUUGGAAAUAAUCCAAAAGUUUACAUUUGGGACGGGCAAGGACCUAACCCACACAAGGGCCAUCUAGCUUGGGCUGAUGCAUUUGUUGUCACGGCUGAUUCAGUCAGUAUGAUAAGUGAAGUUUGCAGCACUGGAAAGCCCGUUUAUGUUGUGGGGUCUGAGCGUUGUAAAUGGAAGUUUGCCGAAUUUCACAAAUCAUUGAGAGAGCGGGGAGUUGUUCGGGCUUUUACAGGUUCUGAGGAUAUAUCGGAGAGUUGGAGCUAUCCACCCCUUAACGAUACUGCUGAUGCAGCUAACCGAGUUCGUGAAGCGCUUGCUGCCCGAGGGUGGAAGCUGAAGAUAUAA